Molecule: messenger RNA, 2002 nt
Organism: Tinamus guttatus (white-throated tinamou)
Lineage: Eukaryota; Metazoa; Chordata; Aves; Tinamiformes; Tinamidae
Source: RefSeq, a predicted model, not a curated record
AUGGAGGUGGAGGAGGCGUUCCCGCUGGUGGGGCAGAUGGGGCCCUACCAGGUGUACCUGUGCGUCCUGCUCGCCGUGCUGCUCCAGCUCUAUGUGGCCACUGAAGCCAUCCUUAUCGCCCUGGUGGGGGCAACUCCUCCCUACCACUGGGAUCUCGAAGAGCUCUUGGCCAACCAGAGCCACAGCAACCAGUCGGCGAGCGAGCAGAGAGCCUUUGGGGAAUGGCUGCUCACUGCCAAUGGCAGCGAGGUCCACAAGCACGUGCACUUCAGCAGCAGCUUCACAUCAAUAGCCUCCGAGUGGUUUUUAAUUGGCAACACAUCAUACAAAGUCAGUGCUGCCAGUUCUUUCUUCUUCAGUGGUGUUUUUGUUGGAGUCAUUUCCUUUGGCCAGCUCUCAGAUCGCUUCGGAAGGAAGAAAGUCUAUCUUACAGGUUUUGCCCUUGACAUCCUGUUUGCCAUUGCAAAUGGAUUCUCACCUUCCUAUGAAUUCUUUGCCAUCUCUCGCUUCUUGGUUGGGGUGAUGAAUGGUGGGAUGUCACUAGUGGCCUUCGUACUGCUGAACGAGUGUGUGGGCACUGCCUACUGGGCAUUAGCAGGAUCCAUUGGUGGCUUAUUCUUUGCUGUGGGAAUUGCCCAGUAUGCCCUGUUAGGGUACUUCAUUCGUUCCUGGAGGACUCUGGCUGUUGUGGUUAACCUGGAAGGAACUGUAGUCUUUCUCCUGUCUCUAUUCAUUCCAGAGUCCCCCCGUUGGCUGUAUUCACAAGGUCGGCUGAGUGAAGCAGAAGAUGCCCUCUACCUCAUUGCGAAGAGGAACCGUAAGCAGAAGUGCACUUUUUCAUUAAAACUUCCAGCAGAGAGGAGCCCCAGAGAGACCAAUGCCCUUUUGUCAGGUAAAGCUGCUACUUUGGUUUUACUACUCUUUUUUUUUUUUUUUUUUCCUAUCUUUUAUAGGUUUGUGUGCAGCUUGGUAUACUACGGUCUUACCCUGAAUGCAGGUGACUUAGGUGGAAGUAUUUACACCAAUUUAGCCCUUUCGGGGUUGAUAGAAAUUCCAGCAUACCCGAUCUGUAUUUACUUGAUUAACCAAAAAUGGUUUGGUCGAAAGCGAACUUUGAGUACGUUUCUGUUUCUGGGAGGCCUGGCUUGUCUUAUUGUCAUGUUUCUUCCUGAAAAGAAAGACACAGGAGUGUUUGCAGUGGUGAAUAGUCGCUCUCUGUCUUUGCUGGGAAAGCUGACGAUCAGUGCUGCGUUUAACAUUGUUUACAUCUAUACGUCGGAACUCUAUCCCACGGUGAUAAGGAAUGUUGGAAUGGGUGCCUGCUCCAUGUUUUCACGCGUUGGUGGGAUCAUUGCUCCCUUCGUCCCUUCGUUGAAAUCUGUGCAGUGGUCUCUGCCAUACAUUGUGUUUGGAGUGACUGGUCUUCUGUCUGGGCUUUUAAGCUUGUUGCUGCCAGAGACAUUAAACAGCCCUUUGUUAGAAACCAUUUCAGACCUGCAGGUAUGCACAUACUGGAGAUUGGGUGAUGAAGCCAUGUCAUUGCAAGCACUGGAUGGCUCUCAGUCUGGAGACAAAGAUAGUUCUGCAGGCAGUGAAAGUGAAGAUGAGGAGUUUUACGAUGCUGAUGAAGAAACCCAUAUGAUCAAGUAAUGAAAAGAAGAAAUGAUGAUCUACUUUAUGCCUUUUCGUACUUGUCCAGUCAGUCCAGCUGUAAGACAAGAAUAUUGGGAACCACUUGUUCAGGGGACAUAACUGGACUAGUGCCUGUGUCUGUCCUAUAUUAGGAAAGGGCUUUGAGUACUGUUCAGGUUCAUUACACCAGUGAUGGUUUCCAUGUGUGACAGCCGCUCAAAUUCUUGUGGUUCAGGAUGUCAAUAUGCAGACUGCGUUUGAAGCCAGGUGAGAUGGCAAGGGAGGGAUAAUGUGUUUCUGAAACCUAGAAAGUUAUUCAACAUUUGGACAGGUCGUCAAUGCACACACUUGCAUUUUCUUUUCAGGGUGG